This is a messenger RNA of Lichtheimia ornata, 984 nucleotides long. RefSeq lists its product as uncharacterized. The transcript is spliced from 6 exons. Gene Ontology annotation, biological process: protein deubiquitination. The record is from RefSeq and is a predicted model, not a curated record. Gene Ontology annotation, molecular function: deubiquitinase activity. Lineage: Eukaryota; Fungi; Mucoromycota; Mucoromycetes; Mucorales; Lichtheimiaceae. Bases 1 to 984 code for a protein of 327 amino acids.
AUGUUCGAAAGCAUGUGCAAUGGGUUCUGGAAAUCACGUCAUUCACACAAUGCAAACAAGCUACGAGUCUUUAUUAACGUGUAUGAUAUGCUUGAGCCGAGUCUUCUCACCAACAUUGGAGAUACGCUUGGGGUUGGGAUCUAUCAUUCUGGUGUGGAAGUAGCAGGACGUGAAUACUGCUUUGGUGGCCAUGAAUACGAGAAUCUCACAGGUGUUUUUGCUGUUGAGCCCAAGAUCGGUCCUCCAGGUGUUUUGUUCAAACAAUCCAUCUCUAUGGGAUGCACCGAUCUAAGCGAAGCCCAAGUCAAAGAAGUGUUACAUGAAAUAUCCCACGAAUUUGUUGGCACAUCUUACAACCUAUUGACGAGGAAUUGCAAUCAUUUCACCCAUGAGCUAUGCAAGAAGCUUACCAACAAAGGAGCACCAGGAUGGAUCAAUCGUGCAGCUAAGCUAGGUACCAUGUUCCCUUGCGUCAUUCCCGAUGAAUGGAUCGAACCUCCCGAAUAUGAAGCUGAAAACAGCACUACUGUACAGUCUCCCACAUCCGUCGACAGUAACAGCCACCCUGUAUCACCUGCAAUGUCCUACACUUCUCGUACGCCAUUGAAGCCUGUUCAAAAUAAUCGACACUGCAAGCAUCGUGAUCCAUCAAGUCAACCAAGUAGUCCCACUCGUAUGCAAAGCAGUAACAGCAGCAGCAGACCUACCUCUCGCCAUUCAUUGGAUGCUCGACAUUAUCAACAAUAUCGACGUGGAUCAGGUGCUGCAAGUCGACGUCCUUCUGGUUCCGAUCAUGAUAGCAUUGUUCUCGCACGUCCUUCUUCACCCUUUGCCAAUGAUGAUUAUAACAUGGAUGAUCCUGUCAAAGAGCCCGAUAGCUGUCGACCUGAAGUCAUGAGAUCCGUCACUCAGCUUUCCAUUAGUGCAUCCCUGCAAGACCUCGAUCGACCUGUUAGCCCAAGAUCACCCCAUUCUCCUGUAUAG